Aricia agestis (brown argus) is the source of this 1161-nucleotide messenger RNA. Its product is annotated as serine protease inhibitor dipetalogastin-like. Gene Ontology annotation, molecular function: protein binding; serine-type endopeptidase inhibitor activity. The coding region runs from base 1 to 1161 and encodes 386 amino acids. The record is from RefSeq and is a predicted model, not a curated record. The transcript has a single exon. NCBI's taxonomy places the organism in Eukaryota, Metazoa, Arthropoda, Insecta, Lepidoptera, Lycaenidae.
AUGCGUUCCUUUUGUAUUUCAGUAAUCGUCUACGUAGUUGCAUGCUUGCAAUUGUUGCAAUUGGUGAACGCCAAUAGUCCGCCCUACAUUCCCAUAGCGGCCACCACGGAGCCUCCAUUGGUAUGUCCCUGUGACUAUCGCUACAACCCAAUCUGUGGAAGCGACAGAGUUACCUACAUCAACGAAUGCAUUAUGGAGUGCCUGAAUCUGGUCAAUCCCAUCAGGGGUUUUCCCGUCGUGAAGAAGCGUCAUGACGGCGAAUGCAAGAACCUAAUCUGUCAAAAACUCACGCUACCAGUCUGCACCUUAGAUGGAAUAACUUAUCCUAACGAAUGCGAGUUGGCCGUGGACAACAUCAAGCGUAUCAGUCAGAAACAGAACUUGGUGUACCUAGCUUAUAGAGCAGAGUGUAAAGGUAAACCUUGGAACUGCACCACAUUAGCAGCGCCAGUAUGCGGCGACGAUGAUAUCUUGUACAGAAACGAAUGCGUCCUAGACAGUACCAUCGAAAUCUGCGAGAAACUGGGAAUAAAGAAGAUAACCUUGAAAAAUAGAGGAACAUGCUUGAACAGCUGUCGGUGUCCUAAAACCGAGGACCCAGUAUGUGGAAGUGACGGAUUAGUAUACAACAAUUUAUGCGAAAUGGAAUGCAAGAAUAAACAUUCGAAGUAUUCCAAGAAUGAGAUCGUAAGAGUUGCGGAUAGGAGCGUGUGCGAGGGUUGCUUGUGCACCGCUCUGUAUGCUCCCGUGUGUGGUAGCGAUGGGAGAACAUACUCGAACGAGUGCCAGCUAAACUGCGCUGCUAAGAAGCAGAGCGAUCCAAAUCUUGCAGCAGUUAGUCAAGGAGAAUGUUCAAAGUGCUAUUGUAGGGACAACGACAGUCCCGUUUGUGGGACCAACCAUGUGACAUACAAGAACGAGUGCUAUCUACGCUGCUCGAAUAAAACUCAUUUGGAGUACAUUGGCCUGCAACAUACAGGCCCUUGUCUACCCUUCUCCGACUGCAACUGUGACUACUGUCCUCCCGAGUAUGAGCCGGUAUGUGGUAGCGAUGGACAGACGUACUGGAAUAUGUGUAGACUGCUCUGCUACGCCGACUGCCUCAAAACGAACAAACUACAGGGAAUAUGGCGAACAAAGGAAGAGGCUUGUUCCUGUUAA